Messenger RNA from Aaosphaeria arxii CBS 175.79, 945 nucleotides. RefSeq lists its product as uncharacterized. The transcript is spliced from 4 exons. The record is from RefSeq and is a predicted model, not a curated record. The coding region runs from base 175 to 816 and encodes 213 amino acids. NCBI's taxonomy places the organism in Eukaryota, Fungi, Ascomycota, Dothideomycetes, Pleosporales.
GGCCGAAUUUUGGAUAGACGUCAUUAAUAUUAUAUGCACCGUCAUUGGGACGGUGCUUGAGUUCCUCAAAUUCUUGAGGGACAGGAAGCCUGCCCCUCUGGCCGCCCCCACCGCCGCCCCCACCGAUCAGCUCCAUGUUGUUGCGAUUCUCACCUUAACUCCCUCCCUCCUGUGAUGGCCCGGCUCUGGAUUGAGCUCGUUGGCCUGGUCUGUGAGAUAAUUCGGACUGUCCUGGAGUACCUCACCUUCGUGAGGGAAACGGCCCCCGCCCCCGAAGAGGCCCGGCCGGACCCCGCUGCUGCCCCCGCCGCUGCCCCCGCCGCUCCCCAGACCCCCGAAAAUCCCCCCCCCAUCCAACCCGUCGCAGGCAGACUCACUCCCGCGUACCCGCAUGGGUACAAGGGAGUGAGUCCUAGGUCGUGUCGGUGGUGGUCUCUAUAUCUUAUCACAACAUUUUACACGCUCUUCCUCGAUCAGAAUUCCAGGGCCCUCGAUGCGAGCGAGGCCGGCAGCCCGCCCGCCCGCCUUACCAACUCCGCUCCCUUCCGCGUUCAUCACCCUGCCUGGGUACAUGGCGGGCGCUGCUUCGAGCCGUGCUCGUCAUCUUGCUGGCAAAGACUUCCAUUCUUAAUAUUUUCCUUUGUUCUUACUUUGUCUUCUUGCGAAUCAUGUUGUGCGCCGUUUUGUUAUGGAGUAUUUCUCCCCUCCUUUCCUUUUUCCCUUGUCCUUCUGAAAAUCAUACUGCGGGAUGUUUUGUACCUGGAAUACAAUCCAAUUCAUCCAAUAGUUAGCGCUCUUGUGCAUACUCGGAUGUGACUCCAGCGUUGUGAACGGUAAGACUAGUUACAGUUGCAACACUCAUUUGUAACUACUUGCACAUGCCAUAUAUGUUUUAUCGGUGUAGGAGAAGUAAAUAAACAAUCCGUGCGAUUUUCGGAAAACUAC